CUUUAUCGGUACUUAUAACAAAGAUUUGAGAGCUUUGAUGUCGUCGUCUUCUUCUGCAAAGAUCGGUUGUUUCAAUCCGGAUUGUAAAGAUGCUAAACCAGAGCGGCCCCGGAAUGGAUGGCGCCUUCGGAAUGGAGAGUUUGCAGAGCUUUGCGAUCGAUGCGCUUCUGCAUUUGAGGGGGGGAGAUAUUGUGAAACUUUUCACUUAGAUGCUGCUGGUUGGAGGAGCUGUGAAUCAUGUGGGAAGCGGGUGCACUGCGGAUGUAUUGUUUCAUUCCAUGCAGUUGCACUAUUGGAUGCUGGAGGAGUUGAGUGCAUGGCAUGUGCUAAUAAAAAUUUCAUCAGGGCACCAAACCCUAUGUGGCCCUCCCCUUUCUUUCUGCAUCUACCCCUUCCUGAGAGACUUAAAGAUCUCUCUGUUAAAAACUGGAAUCAAUUCUCUGGGUCAAGUGCAGUUGCUGCACAGUGGCGUCAUGCACCCAAUCUGUGGAAUACAGCUACGGCUCAGUCUGAAUUACAUCCAAGGAUGCCUUAUGAGAUUGACAGAUCAAAUGGGAUUGAUAAACGGAUUUGUGGUGAGCGCCCAUCUGCCUCUGCCAUGGAGAAGACGAGAAAUGAAGAUCCAUCUGAAAAAGUCGCAUCUAGCAGCCUGAAAUUUGUUCCACCAGAAAGAUUUGCAAAUGAAAAUGCUGGAGAUAACAAUCCGGUAGAGACGAAAAAAGGAGUGAUUGUUGAACCUGGUAAGAACACUCCUGCAGCAGGAAUAAAAUAUGAGGCACAUCCAAGUGUAAAUAUUUCAGUGCAGUCUCUUCCAAAGGAUGAUACAUCAUCGUUACAUGUCAAUUUUGGUUUACCUUCAUCAUGUAAUGAGACAAAUGGUCCUAGCAAUGUUUCUGGAUCUCAAUCACAACGACUAAUGCCUCCAUCUGCAAUUACAAAGCCAUUCAUGGCUGGUCCGCAUAAUGGAGUGGAAUCAUCUGCUGAAACUCAAGUACGCAAUGGAAGACCUCGUGGGGAUACAAGGGGAAGACAUCAGUUACUUCCACGAUACUGGCCAAGGAUAACUGAUCAAGAGUUGCAACAAAUCUCAGGAGACUCAAACUCCGUCAUCACUCCUUUGUUUGAGAAGAUGUUAAGUGCCAGUGACGCAGGGCGAAUAGGGCGUUUGGUACUCCCAAAAAAAUGUGCAGAGGCUUACUUCCCUGCAAUUUCACAGCCAGAAGGGUUGCCUUUAAGAGUCCAGGAUGCAAGAGGCAAAGAGUGGGUUUUCCAGUUCCGUUUCUGGCCCAAUAAUAACAGCAGGAUGUAUGUUUUGGAGGGUGUGACACCAUGUAUUCAGUCAAUGCAAUUGCAAGCAGGUGACACAGUAACAUUCAGCCGCAUUGAUCCAGAAGGAAAGCUGGUCAUGGGAUUCAGAAAGGCUUCAAAUAUUCCACCAUCUGACCAGGAGAUGCAGACACCCAAGCCUGGGAAUGGUGUCCCAAAAAAUGGAGAGGUUAAUUCGGCAGAUCCAAGUGUUUGGUCCAAAGUUGAUAAAUCAGGAUACAUAGCAAAAGAAAUACCUGGAGCUAAGGCUUCCCUUCCAACUAAGAGGAAAAGCAGCACCUUAGGUUCAAAGAGUAAACGCCUACGCAUUGAAAAUGAGGACUUAAUAGAGCUCAAGAUUACAUGGGAGGAGGCUCAGGAGCUGCUUCGGCCACCUCCCAAUCACGAUCCUAGUGUUGUGAUAAUUGAAGGCCUGGAAAUUGAGGAAUUUGGGCAGGAAGCACCAAUAAUUGGGAAACCUACAAUUUUCACAACCAAUCAAUUGGGUGUGAAGAUUCAAUGGGUUCAGUGUGAAGACUGUUCUAAGUGGCGGAAACUGCCAUUCAAUGUGCUUCUUCGGUCAAGGUGGAUCUGUUCUUAUAAUUCAUGGGAUCCCAAAAGAUCUACAUGUUCAUCACCGCAAGAAUUAACUACAGAACAGCUUGAAGAUCUGUUGUCCUCUAAGAGCACUGCUGCUCCCAAGAAAACCAAAGCUGCCAAACAGGUGACCGAGGCUGUUGAAGCUUCAGAGGGGCUUGACACACUUGCAAACCUUGCCAUUCUGGGAGAGGGAGAGGCUCUCCCUUCGUCGUCCCAAGCCACCACAAAGCACCCUCGCCAUCGGCCUGGCUGUACAUGCAUUGUCUGCAUCCAGCCUCCGAGUGGGAAGGGCCCGAAGCACAAGCCGACGUGCACAUGCAAUGUAUGCCUCACUGUGAAGAGGCGCUUCCGCACGCUCAUGCUGCGGCGCGAGAAACGACAAUCAGAGAAGGUAGCAGAAACUGCACGUAAGAAAGAACAGCUCCAGCAGUCUCCGAAGGCAGAACCAGAGGAUGAUCCACCACUGAGUAGUAACACAAGUAACAGCAGUUCAAACCCAAAACACCCACUGGUGAAUGAGACUGUUGAUGAUGAGAACCCCAACAGUAAAAGACCUUCCUCUUCACCUCUUAAAGGCCAGAUUGACCUGAACAUCCAGCCAGAGAGGGAGGAUGAGCCAUCACCAACGUCAGAUUCCUGUAACAUGAGUUUGAUCCAAGAUGCCACUGAGAGAUAUCUCAGGGAACAGAGAUUAUCAAGUUCUGCGAGUGACGGAGAUCCAAUCACUGAUCAAAUUGAAGCAGUCGGAGGUGGAGUGGUGGAGGGGAGGCUUGAUGGUGUUCCUUGUGGUAGUGGUCAUCUUGAUGGUGACAUGGAGCAUCCAGUCACUUUGCCUAUGUCCAUGUCAACAUCAACAUCAGCAACGGGCUAGAUCCUUAGCACUGAUAUGUGCCAAUUGUAACAUUUCAGCGGUUGGGGACAGCUUCGUUGUACAUUCGGAUCCACAUUCACAUCAGACGCCAACAAACUCAACCUCAACCACACAAGCAAAAGGCAUUACCUUUGUACAUAAAAGAAAAAGAGGUAAGAGUUAGAUAGAUAACAUGAUCAA
This is a messenger RNA of Telopea speciosissima, 2956 nucleotides long. Its product is annotated as B3 domain-containing protein Os07g0563300-like. The transcript is spliced from 14 exons. Lineage: Eukaryota; Viridiplantae; Streptophyta; Magnoliopsida; Proteales; Proteaceae. Bases 38 to 2776 code for a protein of 912 amino acids. Gene Ontology annotation, molecular function: zinc ion binding; DNA binding. The record is from RefSeq and is a predicted model, not a curated record.